AUGGCCGAGGGCGGCGGGGCCGCGCGGAGGAGGGCGCCGGCGCUGCUCGAGGCGGCUCGCGCGCGCUACGAGAGCCUGCACAUCUCGGACGACGUGUUUGGCGAAUCGGGCCCGGACAGCGGCGGGAAUCCCUUCUACAGCACGUCGGCCGCCUCGCGCUCCUCCUCGGCCGCCUCCUCGGACGACGAACCCGAGCGCCUCGGCCCCGCGCGGGGCCCCGGCUCCCCGGCGCCUGGCGCCCCCACCGCGCAGGAGUCGGAGGAGGACGAGGCUGGCGCGGGCUGGAGCUCCACACUGCGGGACCGCCCGCCCCCGCGCUUCGAAGACACUGGCGGUCCCACCCGGAAGAUGCCCCCCAGCGCCAGCGCCAUGGACUUCUUCCAGCUCUUCGUCCCUGACAACGUCCUCAAGAACAUGGUGGUGCAGACCAACCUGUACGCCAAGAAGUUCCAGGAGCGGUUCGGGAGCGACGGCGCCUGGGUGGACGUGACGCUGCCGGAGAUGAAGGCGUUCCUGGGCUACGUCAUCUCCACCAGCACCUCCCACUGCGAGUCGGUCCUCAGCAUCUGGAGCGGCGGCUUCUACAGCAACCGCAGCCUCGCGCUGGUCAUGAGCCAGGCCCGCUUCGAGAAGAUCCUCAAGUACUUCCACGUCGUGGCCUUCCGCUCCAGCCAGACCACACACGGCCUCUAUAAGGUCCAGCCCUUCCUGGACUCCCUGCAGAGCGGCUUCGAUUCUGCCUUCAGGCCUUCCCAAACCCAGGUGCUACAUGAACCCCUGAUUGACGAGGACCCUGUGUUCAUUGCCACAUGCACGGAGAGGGAGCUGCGGAAGAGGAAAAAGCGGAAAUUUAGCCUCUGGGUCCGGCAGUGCUCUUCCACCGGCUUCAUCAUCCAGAUUUAUGUCCACCUGAAGGAAGGCGGUGGCCCUGAUGGGCUGGAUGCACUGAAGAACAAGCCCCAGCUACACAGCAUGGUGGCCAGGAGCCUGUGCCGGAACGCGGCCGGGAAGAACUACAUCAUCUUCACUGGGCCCAGCAUCACCAGCCUGACCCUGUUUGAAGAGUUUGAAAAGCAAGGGAUCUACUGCUGUGGCCUGCUCAGCUCCAGGAAGAGUGACUGCACCGGCCUGCCGCCCUCCAUGCUAAGCAGCCCAGCCACACCACCUGCCCGGGGCCAGCACAGCAUCCGGAUGAAGGGGAGCAUGUCCCUGAUCUGCUGGUACAACAAGGGGCACUUCCGCUUCCUGACCAAUGCCUACUCGCCCGUGCAGCAAGGAGUGAUCAUUAAGAGGAGGAGCGGGGAGAUCCCCUGCCCGCUGGCCGUGGAGGCCUUCGCGGCCCACCUCAGCUACAUUUGCAAGUACGACGACAAGUACAGCAAGUAUUUCAUUUCUCAUAAACCGAACAAGACCUGGCAACAGGUAUUCUGGUUUGCCGUCAGCAUAGCGGUCAAUAACGCCUACAUUCUGUACAAGAUGUCAGACGCCUACCACGUGAAGAGGUACAGCCGGGCCCAGUUCGGUGAGAGACUCGUGCAAGAGCUGCUGGGCCUGGAGGAUACCUCUCCAAGCCUCUGA
Budorcas taxicolor (takin) is the source of this 1578-nucleotide messenger RNA. RefSeq names its product piggyBac transposable element derived 5 (gene PGBD5). Gene Ontology annotation, biological process: non-replicative DNA transposition. Bases 1 to 1578 code for a protein of 525 amino acids. Gene Ontology annotation, cellular component: nucleus. Lineage: Eukaryota; Metazoa; Chordata; Mammalia; Artiodactyla; Bovidae. The transcript is spliced from 7 exons. Gene Ontology annotation, molecular function: transposase activity. The record is from RefSeq and is a predicted model, not a curated record.